AUGGACGCCACCAUCAUCACAAGAGAUAUCAGAACCAUCGGUGGCUACUCCAAGCAGUACGAGGUACAAAAAGUCGUCAAGCGUUCCAACAACCGUCAUUUUGAUCUGGUCAUAAAGCACGUGGUGAUGCUCUCUGCCGGCAUAUACACUUGCAUAGAUGCUGGUGACAAUGAGCAGGGUCAGGCCUCGCUCACGAUUAUAACGGUGCCCAGGUGUUUUCAGAUGCCCAAGUUGUUUCAGUGUAAUUAUUUGAUCGGUGGUGUUUAUGAUCUAAGAACUAAGUGGGCAUGUAAGCAUGAUCACGAUAAAGUUGAGGAGAAGAAUGAAUCACCCAUGAAAAUUUCUUGGAUCAGUUUGCAUGGGAGGAGUUCCAUCACAGUUUUCAACGUCAGCACCAGCGCUAAAUAUGCAAAGCAAAUAAACUUCUGCAAUCUGACGAUCAGCUCCAAAAAAGAAAAACUUAAAUACGCCGGAUCUUUUGAUUCGGUGGAUGAGGGGAAGAAAUAUCCCGAUUUUUUUCACCUACUACAUCCCAUUCAAAAAGUUGAACUGAACAUCACCGACAGCUUCAACCUCCUCGUCAACCAGACGAUCCACUGUCAGACGGACAGCCCCAUAAGGGUAAAGUAUGAAAUCAGAAUAAAGCAAUCUGGACAAAGACCUGUUGUAAUUUCUUCCAACAAAACUUCCAUCUCAACUCCAGGCGUGUACGAUAUUGUAUGUCAAGCCAAAAAUUCUUUGAACACUGAUUGGUUGACGCAUUCGGUCACAGGGGUCAAAGUUGUGGUUUUCCACAAUCGGACCAAGUGUAUUGACGAUUCCAAAGUUUGCACGAAAUCACUUACAAGCGUCUUUUUAUCUGGAAAGUUCAAAAUGUUGAACAAAGUUGAUCACAAAUUGUUCUGUUCUAAACAUUCAUUCAUUAUAAAAUGCGUGGAACACUUUCUGCCGUGUGACAGACCGCUCUGGAUGGUCAACUUGAUGAAGGCGUUUCAAUUCUAUUGUAAAGGUAAGUACAAAAGAGCGAAGAUGCUAGAAGUGUCCAUUGACGAGAAGUACCCGCAACUUCUUCCGAAAAAAUAUUUAGUAAGGAGAGAAUCACUGAGAGAGGAGACGUUGAAGCAGUUCAGAGCCGUCAAUACGGACAGUGGUUCAAACUUUGAGAACGAACUUGCCUUAGAAAUCGCUCAGACUUACUGCAGUAGGCUCAAAUUAACAGCUGACAUUUACUACAGGACGAGCACCGUCAAUUUAACAGAAACUAUAAGAGCUUCAAGUUGGACUUACACGUUUUAUUCAACUUUCUACGGUCUCGACGUUAAUAAUUUUGAUCAUCUCAGCAAUCUGCACUCUGACAAAAUCAUCAACCUGACGGACUGCAGUUCAUUCAAACAUCAGUCCAAAGCCACCGACCUCUGCAACCUCAUCAAACGUUGCGGUCCAAUGCACACUGUCAUGCUCUCCAUCUACCUCUACGGUUACAUCUACAUCAGAGACCUGAAGGAGUUUAUAAAGAAGUCAUGUUUCAUGAACGAGUAUCAGGUAGAUGAAUGUUACAACAACCUCCUACAACACUGCGAUAGUUUCAUCAAAGAUCUGACCAGUUCUUUUAAAAUUUUAAGAGCCAGGUUAUGCGACAGCAGCCUCUUUAAAAUUUACAAGCGACACCACGACAAAUGCUACACGGACGUUACAAAAAUCGCGAGAAACCGGUGGAUGAGGAGAGUUAGAGCAAAGGAGAGGCCAACAGUUCGAUUCCAUCUCGAAAUUCCGCUAUUAAGAUGUGUUUCAAGAUUUAGGCGUAAAGCAGAGUACGUAAACCUAAUGCUGAACAUUAGCAAAACGGAGAGACACACUUUGAUUUGCAUGAGGGUAAAGCAAUUCCUUGACUGCAUUGAAAUUUUUUUUGAGAAGAUUAAUGUAAUUAGCAGAAGAAAAGUUAGUUGUUUCAAAACUUCUGGAAAAUUUCAAAGAUAUCUUGCUAGACUCGCCAUGUCAGAGGCUUUGGGAGGUUUCUACUGUCAAAAUACAUUUCAACACGCUACACUUGAAUUUUUCCAAGAUGAUGAUACAAGCGGAAUUGUUCCAAGUGUUUCAUUUCGCAUGAAAAUUAUAUUUCUUCUACCUUGUUUCGUUUUUGUAUUUUAA
Messenger RNA from Helobdella robusta, 2148 nucleotides. RefSeq lists its product as hypothetical. The transcript has a single exon. Bases 1 to 2148 code for a protein of 715 amino acids. NCBI's taxonomy places the organism in Eukaryota, Metazoa, Annelida, Clitellata, Rhynchobdellida, Glossiphoniidae. The record is from RefSeq and is a predicted model, not a curated record.